AUGGCUCAUUUGAAGUCAUUAGCUUUCAGUGCUUUGCUGGUUUCGACCUUUUUUAUGGUUUCCCAAAGCCGAGUGGCAAGAAAAGAUCUGAAUUUGGACUUGGGUAAUGUAGGGCUUGGGCUUGGAAUAGGCCUUGGAUUGGGAGGUGGGAGUGGUUCGGGUGCGGGCGCAGGCUCUGGCUCAGGCUCAGGGUCUAGUUCAAGUAGCUCUAGCUCGUCUUCAUCAUCAUCGAAUUCGGGUUCUGGCUCGGAAGCAGGCUCGUAUGCUGGCUCGAGAGCAGGGUCAGGGUCAAGUGGUAAUCGAGGAGGAGGAAGCCGUGGCCAAGGUUCGGGGCAUGGGUCUGGUUCUGGAUAUGGCGAAGGGUCGGGAGAGGGAUCUGGCAGGGGAAGCGGGUAUGGUGAAGGUGGCGGGUAUGGGUCAGGUUCCGGUGGGGGUAAUGGAAAAUAA
Molecule: messenger RNA, 447 nt
Organism: Ilex paraguariensis (yerba mate)
Lineage: Eukaryota; Viridiplantae; Streptophyta; Magnoliopsida; Aquifoliales; Aquifoliaceae
Source: the annotation of a GenBank genome assembly